AUGGCGCUGAAGAAUCCAACUCCCGACACAGAAAAAGCUUCAAACGGCGUACCACCGCCGGACGACCGAUGUCCGAUUGAAGAAGUAGCUCUAGUCGUCCCUGAAACCGACGAUCCAUCACUUCCGGUCAUGACUUUCCGGUCAUGGUUUCUCGGAAUAACCUCAUGCGUCAUCCUCAUCUUUCUCAACACGUUUUUCACUUUCAGAACUCAGCCUCUCACUAUCUCAGCCAUUCUCAUGCAAAUCGCUGUUCUCCCAAUCGGAAAGUUCAUGGCCGCAACUCUUCCGACGAAGGAGUACAGUUUUGUUGGAUGGCGUUUUACUCUAAAUCCUGGUCCGUUUAACAUGAAGGAGCAUGUUAUCAUCACUAUUUUCGCUAACUGUGGUGUUUCCAGUGGUGGUGGUGAUGCUUACUCCAUUGGUGCCAUUACUAUUAUGAAAGCUUAUUAUAAACAAUCUCUUAGUUUUCUUCUUGCUCUCUUCAUCGUCAUAAGCACACAGUUAAUAGGGUAUGGAUGGGCUGGGAUUCUGAGGAGGUAUCUGGUGGACCCAAUUGAAAUGUGGUGGCCAGCAAACCUUGCACAAGUCUCUCUCUUUAGGGCACUCCAUGAAAAAGAUGAAAAAUCAAAAGGACUUACUAGGAUGCAGUUUUUCCUCAUUGCAAUGGGUGUAAGCUUCGUGUAUUAUGCACUCCCUGGAUACCUUUUCACAGUCUUAACAUUCUUGUCAUGGGUUUGCUAUGUAUGGCCAAAUAAUAUAACAGCACAGCAAGUUGGAUCAGGUUACCAUGGACUUGGAGUCGGCGCUUUCACAUUUGAUUGGGCUGGGAUUUCAGCUUAUCACGGAAGCCCUCUUGUUGCUCCAUGGUCUUCCAUUGUUAAUGUUGGAGUUGGAUUUAUCAUGUUCAUCUAUAUAAUUCUACCUCUAUGUUACUGGAAGUUUAACACUUUUGAUGCUAGGAAGUUUCCUAUAUUUUCUAAUCAGUUGUUCACUCACAGUGGACAAAAGUAUGACACUACUAAGAUCUUAACUAAGGAAUAUGAUCUUAACAUUGAUGCGUACAACAAAUAUAGCAAGUUAUACCUUAGUCCUCUCUUCGCAUUAUCUAUUGGGUCAGGUUUCGCAAGGUUUACGGCAACCCUCACUCAUGUAGCAUUGUUUAACGGCAGAGACAUAUUGAGACAGAGCAGGACAGCAAUGCGUAAUGUAAAAUUGGAUGUGCAUGGUAGACUCAUGAAGGCUUAUAAGACAGUACCAGAAUGGUGGUUCCUCAUUUUAUUAUUUGGAAGCAUGGCACUAUCCAUAAUAAUGUCUUUGAUUUGGAAAGUGGAUGUUCAACUUCCAUGGUGGGGUAUGCUCUUUGCUUUUGCCUUAGCUUUUGUUGUAACCCUCCCAAUUGGUGUCAUCCAAGCAACUACCAACCAGCAACCUGGAUAUGACAUUAUAGCACAGUUCAUGAUUGGGUAUAUCCUUCCUGGAAAACCAAUUGCAAAUUUGCUCUUUAAGAUUUAUGGGAGAAUCAGCACCGUCCAUGCGCUAUCUUUCUUGUCAGAUCUCAAACUCGGGCACUACAUGAAAAUUCCACCUCGAUGCAUGUAUACAGCACAGCUGGUGGGAACUGUAGUUGCUGGAGUGGUGAACCUUGCAGUGGCUUGGUGGAUGUUGGAUAGCAUUAAGGACAUUUGCAUGGAUGAUAAAGCUCACCAUGACAGUCCUUGGACUUGCCCGAAAUACAGAGUGACAUUUGAUGCAUCAGUUAUAUGGGGUUUGAUCGGACCAAGGCGUCUAUUUGGACCCGGUGGAUUGUACCGAAACCUCGUAUGGUUAUUCUUGAUUGGAGCUGUGUUGCCAGUUCCUGUUUGGGUGUUUAGCAAAAUCUACCCUGACAAGAAAUGGAUUCCUCUGAUAAACAUACCAGUUAUAUCCUAUGGUUUUGCUGGAAUGCCACCUGCAACUCCAACCAACAUUGCAAGCUGGCUAUUGACCGGAAUGAUCUUCAACUUCUUUGUGUUCCGCUUCCACAAACGUUGGUGGCAGAAAUACAAUUAUGUUCUAUCAGCGGCACUUGAUGCAGGCACGGCUUUUAUGGGUGUUUUGAUUUUCUUUGCUCUGCAAAAUGCAGGCCAUAGUCUGAAAUGGUGGGGAACUGAAUUAGACCAUUGUCCAUUGGCUACUUGCCCAACUGCACCAGGAAUUAUAGUCGAUGGUUGUCCUGUAUUCUAA
Lathyrus sativus (Indian pea) is the source of this 2223-nucleotide messenger RNA. NCBI's taxonomy places the organism in Eukaryota, Viridiplantae, Streptophyta, Magnoliopsida, Fabales, Fabaceae. The record is from the annotation of a GenBank genome assembly.